CAGAUAUCUUUUGGCACGCCCCGAACGGUCACACUGCGCGUCGCACAUUUUUAAUUGUUUCGCUUCGCCUUUCGUUGUUUGUCGUCUUCUGCGAAUUAAUCAAAAUGCCAGCGGUUGUGCGAAUCAAGCGACGCAUCGACGAGGAGCCGCACACGGCAUUUGUGCUGAACGGCAAGCGGCGGCGCCUCCACAACGAUGAGAACGCCCUGGUUGACGCGGGAGCGGUGGCGGGAGCAACGGCAUCAGACAAAGACGAACUGACCACCGUGCUCAAGUUUGCCGGCACGCUGGAGAAGCAGGACGACUGUGCCACUCGUAAAUUUGCCGCUGCCAGGCUGAACAAGGCCGCAGCCCGAGAGCUGGUUCAACAGCAGCGCUCCAAUGAUGCAGCCAUUGCCAGUGCGCUGCGCAGAGAUCGCCAGCGGCAGGAGGCCCAGGAGAACUCACGGGAGCAGCGUUUCCGGGUCGUAAACUGCCUGCGCAGCACGCUCGAAAACAGUGCCGCGGCAGCGGAAUGCCCGGAGAGCCAGAGUCAGGAGUCCAGCAGCCACAUAACCAUCGUGGACAUUGAAUCGCAGCAACAGCAGACGGGCACUGAAAAUGCAGCCGCUGAGAAGCAGCAGCAGCAGGAGAUGACACCCAGCCAGGAUCAGCAGCUGCCGGCCGAUUCGGACGUGGGCUAUGUUUACGAUCUAUAUGUUCCCGAGAACGAGAUGCAGGCGGCAUAUGUGGACAUGAUGGACGACAACUACUUAAGGUUGUAUUAUCCGUUUAAUUACUACAACAACUGCUACUGGUAAACAAGAAAAAACUGAAUGGAGAGAGACAGACAGAGCCGCAGGCACUUAGGAAGUGUGAGGACAGGACACCCAACGCCGCACCCACGACAAUAAAAAAGGACUGCAACUGGCAAAUCACAUCACUUAUAGUUCAUUACAGUCAGCAUCUGACAAAUGCCCAAAACUACCGAUAAAACGUGGUUUUUACGAGAUAAACAUGGCAUGAUCUGAAAACUAAUGAUUCUGGAAGCUAUUUAUUUGAUUUGUUACUGUGAGAUUCCGUUCAAUUCUAACACAAUUAUGUUAUGCCAUAUUCCAUUUAUAAAUAUGUUAGAUGAAAGCUUCUUAGUUUAAAUAAUGUAUCAUAGUUAUGUAAAGUUCCCAUAAUUCCCUCUUGCCAAAGUUUUUAAUAAAAAUAAGAUGUAUCCUGCUAAAAACGCCCAAUUAGUGUACUUUUCGGAAUCGUUUUAGGCAAAUGUCUCUCAUUACCUUAUGUUAAUAGAAUUAAUUAGCUAUUAGAUUAGAAUAAUUUACCCCCACACACGAACACGCACACACCGCAUUAUUUGAAGAACAGCUCACCGAGCAUUUUUCGUUUAGUUUCCGCCAGUUGUCAGUUGCCUUUUUUGUUCUUUUUCCAUUCCGACAAUAAAAAACGGAUAACACUAGUGCCGAAGUCUAAUUAAGUGCAUAGUUUUAGUUUGUUUUGCUUUAUUUCUGUUGGGGCCUAGCGUUGCCCGAAAUCGAAUAUAAACUAAAUAAAGAAACCCUCAAAAUACGUGACAAA
Drosophila mauritiana is the source of this 1566-nucleotide messenger RNA. RefSeq names its product RNA-directed DNA methylation 4 (gene fs(2)ltoPP43). Bases 105 to 800 code for a protein of 231 amino acids. The record is from RefSeq and is a predicted model, not a curated record. The transcript has 3 exons. NCBI's taxonomy places the organism in Eukaryota, Metazoa, Arthropoda, Insecta, Diptera, Drosophilidae. Gene Ontology annotation, biological process: developmental process.